Messenger RNA from Topomyia yanbarensis, 5987 nucleotides. RefSeq names its product WD repeat-containing protein 7 (gene Rbcn-3B). Gene Ontology annotation, cellular component: cytoplasm. The transcript has 15 exons. NCBI's taxonomy places the organism in Eukaryota, Metazoa, Arthropoda, Insecta, Diptera, Culicidae. Gene Ontology annotation, molecular function: protein binding. Bases 353 to 4777 code for a protein of 1474 amino acids. The record is from RefSeq and is a predicted model, not a curated record.
AGAGUGAAAAAUUCUUAUCAGUUCGCCAAGUGAAAAGUAUUGAAAAUAUUGUUGUCCAAAGAUUUCCAAUAUUUUCAUAGGUUUUCUAUGUUUUCGGUGGAUAACAAGUAUUAUUCUGUCUAGUUUUGCAUGCUAGAAUUGAUUGGGCGAGCCUUUUCUUGAAAAUUGCAGAAAGUUUGGUGAAUUAUUAUCAAAUAACGAAUCUUCCGUCAAGUCAGCCUAGUAAAGUCGUCAUUGUUCAAAAAGGAAUAAUAACAAUGAUUGUUUAAAGCGCAGAAAAAGAUUGUGUUUUGCCUCGGAUACCUGACAACAUUUUAUUAGGUCAUAAAUCGAUUGCAGAAAAUAAAUCGCCAUGCUGAAUAUGAAUCUGGUUGUACCAGUGGUUCUGUGGGGCCCAAAUACCCCCACCCAUUGCGUUUCGAGUGUAUUCCUGUCACGAGACCAGAAGAUCCUUGCUACUGGCUGUUAUGAUGGUCAGAUUUGCUUAUGGCAAGUAGAUCCGGACACGCUGCAGAUGACACCACGUUGCUUGCUCGUCGGGCAUACGGCUCCGGUGCUCUGCCUCACUCGAGCAUCAAUCGUACAGGAUAACAAUUUUCUUGUCAGCUCAUCGGAAAAUGGCGAAAUGUGUACUUGGGACUUGGUGGAUGGGAAGUGCACAGAGAGCAUUAAAAUGCCGCAAGUUCAUACCAAUAUUCAGGCAUAUCAUAUGGCCAAUUGCGAUGACAUUCGUCUUUUUUGCAAUGGCUAUUAUGCAGAAAUCAUGGUAAUGGAUCCAUUUAGUCUUGAGGUUUUGUUUUGUUUGAGUUCUAAAGUAAACCCGGACUGGAUAUCGGCGUUGCAUGUUUUGAGGCCAUCUAAGCGCAAGGAUGAUGUAGUUCUCGCCAUUACAACAACAGGAACGGUUAAAGUCUGGACGCUAAUCGGAAACGAAAACAAAUACUCUGAGCCUAUAUAUGAGAAUGAGUCGAAACAGAUUCGAUGUUUGAAUGCUAUCACCAUGAACUGUUGCUCGCUGAAUCAACGAACUGUGCUAAUAGUUUGCGCCAAGUAUUGGCAAAUUUACGACGCUGGAGAUUUCACCGUAUUGUGUAGCGUAAUUUCGCCCUCCGGAGAGCGCUGGAUGGGAGGUGACUUCUUAUCCAAUGAUCGUGUUAUUUUAUGGUCCGACGAAGGAAAGGGUUACAUGUAUCGUUUGCCUGCGAAUAGCAUUCCAGAUAAUAAGGAUUUCCACGGACCGUCGGUUGGCAAGGAUUCCCCGUUUUUGUACUGUGUGCUGUCUCAAGCGGGCGAAAAGCCACUAUCUUGCCCCCCUACGAUAAAAUUGGUCACCUCGCAUCGGGGCGGUAAAACACAGAAGUAUCUUCUUCGUGGUGAUUCCGAAGGUUAUAUCCAUAUCUGGGCCGUUCCAGAUAUAACUAUGGAGCAGAUUAAAGUAAUUCAAAAUGAGAAACAGUUACCCGCGACACUCCAAUCAACAAUCUGUACCAGUCUGGCGGAAGCUUGGAACAAAAUGAAUCCAUUACCUGUUGGUAUUCUCGAUCAGCUAUACAGGAACAGCACCGAACCGAUGAUCAAGUUAACGGCCAGCAUCUAUCUUCCGCAACAGAGUCGACUAGUUGUUGGUCGCGAAGAUGGUAGUAUCAUCAUUGUGCCAGCUACUCAAACCGUGAUGCUUCAUUUAUUGCACGGUCAACAUCAGGAUUACAAUGACUGGCCUCGUCAUCAGGUAUUAAACGGUCACAGCGGCCGGGUGAAUUGUUUGCUGUGUCCUUCUUUGGCCCAUCCACGUUACGACAAAUCACAUCUCGUUUCGGGGGGAGUUGAUUUUGCCGUCUGUUUGUGGGAUUUGUACAGUGGCCAACUGAUUCAUCGAUUCUGCGUUCAUGCCGGGGAAAUUACUCAGCUUCUGGUGCCACCACCAACAUGCAGUCCGAGAAUAUUGAAAUGUAUCUGCUCCGUUGCAUCUGAUCAUUCGGUUACCUUGCUAAGUCUACAGGAGCGAAAGUGUGUUACCUUAGCCAGUCGACAUCUGUUUCCGGUUGUAUCUAUCAAAUGGCGCCCACUAGAUGAUUUCCUUAUCGUUGGCUGUUCAGAUGGUACUGUGUACGUUUGGCAAAUGGAAACCGGUCAUUUGGAUAGAGUCCUACAUGGAAUUCUCGCGGAAGAAGUACUCAACGCAUGCGAUGAAAACAUAGGGGAUACUGGUAGUAGCAGCGGUUCUGCUUCCGACAUGGGACUAGCAAAUCCGGCUGUACAUUUCUUCAGAGGUUUACGUCAUAGAAACUUUAAUGCUAUUCGGCACGCCACGCAACGCGGAAUUCAUCAACUGCAGCAGCUUCAUGCUCACAACAAUCAGCACGGUGACUUCCUGAUGAAGAACAGAAGUAGCCCGUUGAUUAUUCAAGGUCUUCGCACCAACCCUAAAGAUGCUGAGAGUCAUAUCCUGUUUUUUGACAUCGAAGGAUUGAUAUUCGAACUGCAUGCCGAGGAGUAUGCAGCCAUGAGUCCUAGCACGUUGGAGGCGGAAGGGUUACUGGUACCAGCUGGAGUUGAGUCUCAUUCAUCUGAAGCUGGUAAAAAAAUAUCAGACUUUUUUGGCCGUGUUAAGAAUAAAGCUGGGGAUAUGGAAAAAAUUCUCAAAGAAAAAGAUAAACAUGGCAUACUGGCAAAAAUGAAGGAGGGCGCAGAAAAUGUACAGACUAAGGUGCAGGCCAAGCUGGAUAGUGUGGUGAAGAAUGUUGGUGAUACGGGUAAGGAAUCCUCGGACAUAUCGAAGAAGAUCGCACCGCGCAUGGAAGCUACUCAUGUAAUGGAAGUUGCUCAACUCCUUCUGUCAUUGUUGCAUUCAUGGGGUUUAGAUCCAAACUUGGAUAAAGUCUGUGAGACACAGCUCGGUUUGCUCAAACCAAUGAUCCCAGUGUCGUUCGGUGUAUUGUCAAAGGGCGGUUACAUGACCUUACUAUUACCGACCUGGCAGAACAAUGUUGAUCUAAAAAUCAGUGCAGAGGAAGUCAAAGCAGCAUCUUCCACGGCGGAAUUAAUGAGACAAAAACAUUUGACCAGCAUAUUUACAGCCCGUCUUCAUUGGGAGCUCAGCACCACCCUAACGUCAAAUCAUUUGCUGGCGUUGAUCUCCAUGUCGAAUACGCUCAUGUCAAUGAAUAUGGCUACAUUCAUAGCGGAACAAGAACGUAAUCGCAAAAUGCAUCGACAGACAACCCGCGCUUCAUGGACCAAUGACGAAGAACAGGAGGAACUCUAUACUCAGCAACAGGCGCAGAUCAAGCAGGGUUGGAGCCUUCUUUCUACCCAUCAUUGUUUCUUGCUGCCAGAGAAAAUUGAUGCUUUAGAUGCGAAUACGUUUAAACGACCUCAAGUAGAAAUGAUGGCCCGACGUUGGCAGCAUCAUUGCUUGGAAAUACGUGAGGCAGCGCAGCAGUUGCUGCUCGGUGAACUUGGACGUAUGGGUAAAAAGGGCAGGAAACAACUGGUGGAAAGUUGGGCCCAAUAUUUACCGAUGUACACACAUACAGAACCAAUUGUGCAGCAAGCGCAAACCACUGGUCAAUCUAAUACUGGGUCACCUGUAGCCACGCCGGGUGCCCCGACCAUGGAUGUUCAAGAAGAAGAAUCCGAAGAAGAAGAAGAGGUCGUGCGUAAGCCAUCCAGCCUUGCCGAGCUAAAGCGCAAACAGACUACAGCUGUCGUUUUAUUGGGAGUAAUCGGAGCUGAGUUCGGACAAGAUAUUUCAUCGACAGAUGGAAAAAGAAACAACGAAAAUCGAAGAAAGAGCUCUGUCGUGGAAGGUUUCGGCAUCGGUAAUAACAAUCUUGCUCGAUCUACAUCAAUGGCACUGACACAUUUACUGCUAGCUCCUCCAACACCAAAGCUCCCAGCGUACACUCCAUUGAGAAGGGCGGCUAUUGAUUUGAUUGGACGCGGAUUCACCGUUUGGGAACCGUAUAUUGAUGUCAGCAAAGUACUUCUCGGAUUGCUUGAAAUGUGCUGCGAUUCGAACCGUCUCAUCCCCAGUUUAAACUACAAACUUCCGUUGACACCGCAGGCCGAUGCUUGCCGAACUGCUCGGCAUGCAUUGAGGCUUAUAGCAACGGCUCGACCGGCCGCCUUCAUUACCACGAUGGCCCGGGAAGUGGCCCGAUACAACACGAUGCAACAGAAUGCACAGGCUAUUAGUGUACCGAUUACGCAAUCGGUAUUGCACCGGGCCAAGCGUGAGAUUUUACAAUGUGUCGAAAUGUUGAUUGACAAAAUGCAAACCGAAAUCGCCAACCUGCUCGUCGAGGUAAUGGAUAUUACACUUCACUGUGUGGAUUCUGGUGAUUUGAAAAACAAGGGACUGUCCGAAGUAAGUCCGUCGAUGUGUAAAUUCAAUCAAGUAUCUCAUUGUAGUGCAUCACGACGAAUAGCUGUUGGCGCAAGCAACGGUCAUCUUGCCAUAUAUGAACUUCGGCAGAACAAAUGCCAGAUGAUACCCGCCCACACGAAACCGGUAACAGCGCUGGCGUUCAGCCCGGACGGUAAAUUUUUGGUCAGCUAUGCCUGUGCCGAAAAUCGCCUAUCGUUUUGGCAAACCAGCACUGGUAUGUUUGGACUCGGACAGUCGCAAACUCGCUGCAUCAAGGGAUAUUCGACGGCACCUAUUCCCGACGUGGCUCGGCUGAAUCCUAUGCGCUUGGCUAAACUGAUAUGGAUUAACAAUCGAACCGUGACACUAAUGUUGGCCGAUGGUUCUGAGACUAGGUUCAACGUUUAAGUAAGUAUGCAUAAUGAAAUUAACUAUUGAAAUUGUGUGCAAGUUGUCCAUUGUUAAUGUGUUAUGCAGGAUUGUCAUAGUUUUACUAAAUAUGACCGUUACCUACAUCUAAUAUCGAUGUUUCUUCUUGAGUCGAGGCUAUGAUUGGUAGAACUGUAUGAAUAUCCACUAAAUUUAAUCGAAUGUUUCUGUUUUUUCGAAUAAAUUUUUAAUUAUUUUACAACGUUUAAAAUGUGACACCCAUUUCUAAUUAACGAAACAUGAGUCUCCAACUCAUUUACACUAGAUAGCAGUCCAAUUUUUAGAAUUGAACAAACGAACGAUAACUAGAAAUUAUCGAAACUUCCGCGAAAUGAGAUAUAAGCCCUACUUUUGCUCUAUACCGCUUCUAACUGUCUUUGCUGGUCCGUGGCAAUAAGAUGUAGAUGCGCGAUUAAUACUUCCUCAGCGAAGAUGCUCGAGAAACAUAAAACGAAACGGAGAGGAAACUAAUUAAUUUUGAAUCAAUGCAGCGUGCACAGCGCCAGCGGCUUAUAUAAUUAUGCAAAAUUUUCGCGUUUUGGACGGAUUAUUCCGGUCUUCUCUCAUCUUGCUUGUUUUCUCACAUUGUCGCUCUGAUGGUUGGCCAAAUAUAGCUUUCGUUCCAAGCGGAAGAUAAUGAACCAAAAAUGGGUAGGAAGUGGACGAUUUAUGACUUGACCCAUUUCUGUAAAGCGGUUACUAAGUUUCGAUCGUGUGACUCAUGUCGGACAGGUACCGUGACCUGGAUUAGUUGUGAUUAUUGUUGGAUAGAAAAUCGUUUGUUAUGGGUCAAGUAUAUGUUCCUAUAAAUUUGAUUGUGUGUCUCAUAGUAUGUUGAACCGUGUUAGAUUUUCGGAUUCCUUCCUCGAGAAGAUAAAGUGUAAAAAUCAAAUGUUCGGUCAGUAUCCCAUUACUUUCCAUUUAAAAUCCCCGAAACAUGAUCCGUUAUUUUGUCCAAUCUUUUACUUGAGAAACAUUAGUAAAGAAGCCGAAAGUGGCACCGAAUGUGAAAAAUAUUCAAGUCUCUCAGUUUCCCAUGAGAAAACUACAGUUCUGCUGUUGAUGCUUGAAGACUCUUGUUCAUGUUUAUACCCACAGAGUAUUGCCUAUUCUAUUAUAUAUGCUUGUUAGUACCUACUAGUAAAAUUAACCGUUGAAAUAUAAAUAAACAUUAUUUAUCACAAGAGAA